This is a messenger RNA of Pteronotus mesoamericanus, 954 nucleotides long. It is a transcript of the gene OAZ1, whose product is annotated as ornithine decarboxylase antizyme 1. Gene Ontology annotation, biological process: positive regulation of protein catabolic process. The record is from RefSeq and is a predicted model, not a curated record. Lineage: Eukaryota; Metazoa; Chordata; Mammalia; Chiroptera; Mormoopidae. Gene Ontology annotation, molecular function: ornithine decarboxylase inhibitor activity. Gene Ontology annotation, cellular component: nucleus; cytoplasm.
CGAACGGCGAGCAGCGGCGGCGGCCCGGUGAGGCGCAGCGGAGGUUUUCCUGGUUUCGGACCCCAGCGGCCGGAUGGUGAAAUCCUCCCUGCAGCGGAUCCUCAACAGCCACUGCUUCGCCAGAGAGAAGGAGGGAAAUAAACCCAGCACCACCGUUCACGCCAGCCGCACCAUGCCGCUCCUCAGCCUGCACAGCCGCGGCGGACGCAGCAGUGAGAGUUCCAGGGUCUCUCUCAAUUGCUGUAGUAACCUGGGUCCAGGGCCUCAGUGGUGCUCCGAUGUCCCUCACCCACCCCUGAAGAUCCCAGGUGGGCGAGGGAAUAGUCAGAGGGAUCACAAUCUUUCAGCUAAUUUAUUUUACUCUGAUAAUAGGCUGAAUGUAACAGAGGAACUAACGUCUAAUAACAAGACGAAAAUUCUCAACGUCCAGACCAGGCUCACAGAUGCCAAACACAUUAACUGGAGAGCGGUGCUGAGCAGCAGCUGCCUCUACAUUGAGAUCCCAGGCGGUGCUCUGCCAGAGGGGAGCAAAGACAGCUUUGCAGUUCUUCUCGAGUUUGCUGAGGAGCAGCUGCAUGUUGACCAUGUCUUCAUUUGCUUCCACAAGAACCGUGAUGACAGAGCCGCUCUGCUCCGUACCUUCAGCUUUAUGGGCUUUGAGAUUGUGAGACCGGGGCAUCCCCUUGUCCCCAAGAGACCCGACGCUUGCUUCAUGGCAUACACGUUUGAGAGAGAGUCUUCUGAUGAGGAUGAGUAGCAGCUGCGCCGCCUACGCCCUUCCCCUUUGCCACCACUGACAGAUCAUCACAGACCACAGCCCCUUUUUGUGUCUCGCUUUGUGCGAGUGGUGUGACCAACUGCUGCGCUGGGGUGCAAAUGCCAGCUUGUUCCCUUCUGGGUUUGUCCGCAUGUUAUAAUUGUGCAAAUAAACGCUCACUCCAAAUUAGCGAUAUA